This is a messenger RNA of Cuscuta epithymum, 1320 nucleotides long. NCBI's taxonomy places the organism in Eukaryota, Viridiplantae, Streptophyta, Magnoliopsida, Solanales, Convolvulaceae. The record is from the annotation of a GenBank genome assembly.
UUUGAAUGCUCUAGUAAGUUGGCCAUUACUUGUGAAUCGUCGAUUUUAGUGGAAAUCAAUACCAUUGAUCAUGGUUUCUGAAGGUGAGUGACCGAGUGAAGAAUGGGGGUAGAAACUCUGCAAAAAUUGGCACCUUUCAUCAAAGAAGCCUUUCUUCAAUCCUUUCGGGUUGGCAAAUUCUUCUGCGCCCUUCACAUCACCAACACCUAUGUCUGCACAUUCGCUCUGACCAGAGGGCCCAGUAUGCUGCCGACGUUCAAUUUGACCGGCGACUUUGUCUUGGCCGAAAGGUUGUCAACCCGGUUCGGAAAAAUAGUCCCUGGAGAUGUGGUCCUUGCUCGGAGCCCCAAAAACCCGAGGAAAAUCAUCAAUAAGAGGGUGGUGGGAGUGGCUGGGGAUACUGUUAAAUUUCUUGCAGACCCGAGGAAUAGCGAGAGAGAAGAAACUGUUGUGGUACCUAAAGGGCAUGUUUGGAUAGAAGGAGAUUUCAAGUAUAAUACCAACGAUUCAAGGGAGUUCGGGCCUAUUCCUUAUGGGCUUAUUGAGGGCAGAAUCAUAUGGAUUGUGUGGCCUCCCGAAGAUUUUGGAUCUGUGGGAAGAAUAGUCAAGUAACUUGGCUCCAGAGGGUCGUCCAUGUUUUCUCAUCAAACAUUGUUUGACGCAUCAGAGUCGUAUUUGUGCUCCUUUGCAUUUGUAAAGAUUGAUUGUUUUGCAAAAUUUCCAGAAUGGUUGUUGAGGAGAGCUGCAUAGCCAAGACCUUUCAAUUAAGGGAAAGCAACACAUUUUUAGGGCUUCGAAAUUUGAAAAAGAAAACACAGGGUUUUUAAGUUUGGGAAGCUGCCUGCAUCAGGAUGGUCUUUCAUAUUUCCCUUUUUAGAGUAAUAAUUCCCAAGAAAAUGCAGGUUUAGCUUUCUUGGGAGAAAGAAUCCUUUUCACCCCUAAAGAGUAGAGUGUCCAUGUUUUCAUGGACAGGAGUGUCCUUGCAUUUUUUCAAAGUUCUGACUUUCUUUUAGUCUAAUAUGCGGUUGAAGGUGUUGUAUUCACAUUGAAUUGAAUAUAUCUUCAAUUUUUUACUUUGUUACUUUUGAAGUUUUGAGUUAUUGUACAGACUUUGGUCUGCAGAUAAAAAUACUCUCAUAGGAUUGGAGCACUAUUGUCUUCACGUCAUCAAACGGAUGACUUUGGUUAUGCAAAGAAGGCUAGGAAGCUAGAGACAUUAAUUAUAUUGAUUAAUUUUUUAAGGGUAGAAAUGUAAUGUUUAAUCCUACUUAGAAAAAAAACAAUAUAUUUUGCCCUAUUUUUGAAAGAUAGCAAUGUUUU